GCUCCUCGGAACAUGACGUCAUACGUUCAAACACGGAAAUGGAUCAAAACAAACUUCCUCGACGGCGACGCACAGAUUAUUUGAAUUUGGAUGUUUAGUUUCGUUUCCAUGAUUAUUUUCCCUUUUUAUCCUUGAAACUUGAAUGAAGUAUCUACCACGGUUUGUGUUUGUACAAUUUGUGUUGGCCGUGCAAAAAUGAGCGACUUCCCUGUGAACCCUCUCGUUUUAAUUGGAGUAGGAUCCAGUUUUGCCUGUUCAGGGCUGUUUUAUCAUCUAUAUCAAGAAAAGAAGAGGGAAUUGAUGAAGCUGAAGGAAAUCCCAGUAUUCCGACCAGAUCAUCAUUUGGCGACCAUGUUGAAAUCCUCUCCCUACAAGAGGCUACAGUAUGUCGCAGUUGAAGGCCUGGUCCAGGCAGAUGAGAAGCCGCUUACCAGCCAAUUUGUCCCCAGAUGCUAUGGUGUGCUUCAGAAGAUACAAGUCGUGGAACACGGUGAAUACUGGAACUCCAUCUCUAAAACAUGGAGCUCUCGGCCGACUAACAGGAAAGAAACCAACAACUCUGUGCCCUUCUCUCUGAUCUCUCCUGGCUCCUACAUCGCUGAUUUCCAUGUACAGGUGCAAGACCCCUCGGAAGGUUCGGGGUAUUUCCUGGAGAGGAUCUACCACCGAGUAAGACGAGCCGAGGAGGGCUUGGUGAACGUGGUCUUGCAGGGCAUCAGUGGAGAGCGAGCGGUGGCGAUGGAAGAGAGCGAAGAGAUGCUGCGAGUCGGGAGCAGCCUGACUGUAUUCGGGGAGGUGGUCCUAGUGGGGGGGCACGGGAGGCUGCAGCCCCCGAGAGAUGGCCGAGAGUACCUCCUGGUUCCCACAGACUACAAGAGCUUCAUGGAGCAGCACGAGCAAUCAGCCAGCAUGUGGAAGAUGCUCACGGCCGUUACAGGCAUCAUUGGAGCUGCUGUACUAGCUGGUGUGAUUUACAACCCGAUGGGAAAGCGAGACGAUCGAUCCAAAUAGCU
Syngnathoides biaculeatus (alligator pipefish) is the source of this 1013-nucleotide messenger RNA. It is a transcript of the gene mul3, whose product is annotated as mitochondrial ubiquitin ligase activator of nfkb 1-A. Lineage: Eukaryota; Metazoa; Chordata; Actinopteri; Syngnathiformes; Syngnathidae. Gene Ontology annotation, molecular function: ubiquitin-protein transferase activity. Gene Ontology annotation, biological process: organelle organization; protein ubiquitination. The transcript has 4 exons. Bases 196 to 1011 code for a protein of 271 amino acids. The record is from RefSeq and is a predicted model, not a curated record.